CUCAUCCUCCCCCCGCCCAUCGCAUAUCAUCAACAAUGGCACCCACCAAGAAGGAAGGACGAAAGCAGCGAUCUGCCCUCUCGGACGUCGUCACCCGAGAGUACACCAUCCACCUGCACAAGCGAGUGCACAACACCCAGUUCAAGAAGCGUGCCCCCACUGGAGUGAAGGAGGUGAUCAAGUUCGCCCAGAAGGCCAUGGGCACCAAGGAGGUGCGAGUGGACCCCAAGCUCAACCAGGAGAUCUGGAAGCUCGGUGUGAAGGAUGUGCCAAGGAGAGUUCGCGUAAGGCUGGAGAGGAAGCGAAACGACGACGAGUCUGCCAAGGAGAAGCUGUACACCUACGCUACCCCCAUCCUCGGCAUCACCGACUUCCACGGACUGCAGACUACUGUUGUCGAGCAGGAGUAAAUGCAGACUUGUAGAGAUACUCAGAGCAGUGGGCAAUGUCAUUCCGUUGCACGAGCGAUCAUACGACCUCUUUCUUGGAAGCCUGUGGAUCGGUCUCGUCCGACAGCGAGUCUGACUUCUGCCACAUCACUCAGAACAUCUACAAACAGCACCUCACUUCUCAGCACACCAAGUCUAGCGCAUCUGUCACAGUUCUCACUUGCCCAUCGCAUCCUUUGAUCCCUCUUCACUUUGUACGAUCUACUUUCCACCCCUGGCCCGCGUCCGUGUAGCCACUUGACUCGCUCGAUUGUCCGGUCCUCUUAGUCCGAGGUUUCGUUGACGAGGCUAAGAAAUACAUGACGGAAUACUCUCCCAAUU
Molecule: messenger RNA, 770 nt
Organism: Microstroma glucosiphilum
Lineage: Eukaryota; Fungi; Basidiomycota; Exobasidiomycetes; Microstromatales; Microstromataceae
Exons: 3
Coding region: 36-410 (124 amino acids)
Biological process (GO): cytoplasmic translation
Cellular component (GO): cytosolic large ribosomal subunit; ribosome
Molecular function (GO): structural constituent of ribosome
Source: RefSeq, a predicted model, not a curated record